Messenger RNA from Mercenaria mercenaria, 2593 nucleotides. Its product is annotated as ATP-dependent RNA helicase DDX51-like. Gene Ontology annotation, cellular component: nucleus. Lineage: Eukaryota; Metazoa; Mollusca; Bivalvia; Venerida; Veneridae. The record is from RefSeq and is a predicted model, not a curated record. Gene Ontology annotation, molecular function: ATP binding; nucleic acid binding.
CAAGUUGGGAUUGGUCAAAAUUACCCGGAAAUGCCUCGUUUGCAAAUCCAAGAUGUCUGCGCCCGUAGAGAAAAACAUGUUAUUUUUGUAAAUUUUGCUCGUCCUUGAUGAUACAGACUUAUUAUCCAUCAAAAAUGUCUUUAUUUGCAGUAAAAAGGUAUCUGGGAGAAGAAGAUGAUAACAAAACAGAAAAGCAGGAAGCUUCUGAUAUUCUAAAAAAGUUACAGGAAGAGGCCAAAGUUAGAAGAAGAAGUCUUAAAAAAGACAAUGGUGAAGUGAAUAAUGUCAUUGUAUCAAAUUCUGAUGUAGCAGUGACAGUUGAUGAAACUGAUGAAAGUAGUGAAGGAAGGCAACAUAAGAAAAAAAAGAAACAUAAAGAGAAAACUGGUAGUCCCAGUAAGGAUACAGAAAUAAAUCAAAUAGACCAAGUGGUUGAAAAUGACAGUUUUCACAUUGUGAAAAAGAAAAAGAAGAAAAGAAAGCAUGAAGUAGAAGACACAGUUUAUGAUAGUGUAGGUUUGAAUGAAACGGAAUGUGAGACACCUGUUAAAAAGAAGAAAAUUGAAGAUAUGCAAACAGUUGACAGUGAAACAGAAAAGAUUAAACAUAAGAAACAUAAAAAACACAAAAAGCAUAAGCGCAAACAUGCAGAAGAUGUUAAAGAGGAACAUGAUGAUAGUCUGAAGCAAGAAGAUGACAGGCUUGAAGACGAUGAGACAAAAGUUGUUGACACAGAACAGAAUAUAUCAGAUAGAGUUGAUAUGCAAGUUGAUGAUAAUGAAAGCCUUAAAGAUGAAAUACAUAAAGACAAUGAUGAAAAAGCAACAUUUGUAGGUACAGGAAAAGAAACUGAGAUUGGAGGAUUUACUGUAAUAGGAAAUGUUCGUCCUGCUAAACAAGAAAAGGUACGGCGAGUCUUACCCGAAUGGUUGUCAACCCCAAGUAUCAUAUCAUCUGAUUUAGGUACAGAUAAAUUACCAGUCACUGAGAUGCCUGGUCUGGCAGAAGAUCUUGUAGACAAGCUGAAGGAUAACAAAAUUACACAUUUCUUUCCAGUUCAGAAGCAGGUGAUUCCUGCUUUGCUUGAGUCCAGCCUCACAGGUUUUCACAUCGGUAGAGCUGGGUACCGACCCAGUGAUAUAUGUGUAUCAGCACCUACAGGAAGUGGUAAAACUCUGGCUUUUGUUCUGCCUAUUGUUCAGGCAUUGAGAUCACGAGUAACAUGUGAAGUUCGAGCCUUGGCUGUGCUUCCAGUUAGAGACCUAGCUACACAGGUGUUUAAAGUCUUCCAGACAUAUUGUAAGGGAACAGAUCUCAAGGUUGGGUUGAUGAUAGGACAGAAGACACUGCUGGCAGAACAACAAUCAAUUGUGAAGAAAAGGUUACGCAGCUAUCAAAGUAUGGUGGACAUCAUAGUUUCAACACCAGGACGUCUUGUUGAUCAUAUUAACCAGACUGAAGGAUUUAAUCUUGGACAUCUUAGAUACUUGGUGAUAGAUGAAGCAGACAGAAUGAUGGAUGAGAUCAAACAAGAUUGGUUGAUACAGGUAGAAAAUGCUGUGUAUAGAUCUCGACCCCGUCCAGGAGCCCUUACAGUAACCAGCUGUCAGAACAUGGACAUGCCAUUACAGAAGUUACUAUACUCGGCAACAUUGUCACAGAACCCAGAAAAACUUCAACAGCUGAACCUGUUCCAGCCCAAACUGUUUACAUCAGUGGUCAAAACUGGCAAGAAACCACAGUCACAUUCUGGUCAGAAAAAACAACAAGAUGACAGUAAAACAUCGGAACAUCAUGUGAAUGCUGACAGUGAUGUUGAAAUGAAAAGUGACACAGAAACAGACAGAACAAGAAAUGAGCCUACUGGUAAUAAGAGUAACAGUGUACAUGGACAAAUGGAAGACAAAUCUGGUGAUUUUGUUGGAAAGUAUGCUACACCUACUAGUUUAUCGGAAUACUACAUAGAAACAACAAGUGGGGUGAAGCCAUUAAUUGUUCUACAUUUAUUACAUCAUCUCAAGUACAGAAACAUUCUUUGCUUCACAAACUCUGUCGAAUCAACACACAGGUUGUUUAUGUUGAUCAAGUUGUAUGGAGGUAUAGAGGUGAAGGAGUUCUCUUCAGGUCUCCAUGUGGCACGACGGAAAGCUAUCCUGCAAAAGUUUGAAGCUGGUAAAAUUGACAUUCUAGUUUGUUCAGAUGCCAUGGCGAGAGGAAUGGAUAUUACUACAGUGAAGUAUGUUGUAUCAUAUGACCCGCCUUCAUACAUACAGACAUACAUCCAUCGUAUAGGUAGGACAGCUAGGGCUGGCAAGGAGGGGACAGCAUUUACAUUACUGCAGAAGAAGGAGUUUUUUCACUUCAAGAAGAUGACUAGAGAGGCUGGAAAAGCGAGCCUACAUGCAAUGAAAAUCAGUAAAGAUGAUAUUAAACCUCUUCUUUCAAAAUAUGAGGAGACAUUGAAACAGCUCAGUGAGAUAAUAAAGACUGAAAAGCCAAAGAGGAACUUCACACCCAAGAAGUUACAGAAACAAGAGAUCAAAAAUAAAACUGGAUAAUGAUGUAGUAAUUUUUAGGAAUAAAUUUUUUUAAA